Molecule: messenger RNA, 2586 nt
Organism: Mus caroli (Ryukyu mouse)
Lineage: Eukaryota; Metazoa; Chordata; Mammalia; Rodentia; Muridae
Product: cytochrome P450 3A13
Biological process (GO): oxidative demethylation; steroid metabolic process
Molecular function (GO): oxidoreductase activity, acting on paired donors, with incorporation or reduction of molecular oxygen, reduced flavin or flavoprotein as one donor, and incorporation of one atom of oxygen; testosterone 6-beta-hydroxylase activity; iron ion binding
Source: RefSeq, a predicted model, not a curated record
GUGGCACUGAGCAACUGCUAGAUCCUUGGACUUCCUCCAUUCACAGCAGCUUCUGACAUUGUUGGGAACUGGACUGCAGACUUUUAUCCUGGUUUCUGGUCUGAUGAGACUACUCAGGUCUAGACUCUGGAGAGAUCUGGAUCAUUCACAUUCCUGUGUGAGCUGGGAUAAUCGUUUCGACAGCAGAGCAGCAGACACGGAAAGGGAGUCCAGAGGCAGUGUCUACCAUGCUUAGUCUGCUUUACACUCCUUAGUGGAAGGCUGGCUGAUUUUGUUGCUUGAUCUUGUGAAGUUAAUCAUAACUGCAGUGAGUUCACGAGUCCAUCAGCCAUACCAUGUCCAAAAGACAGCAUGUCACAGACCUCUCCAUCCACAUCUGACAGUUUUCAGGUUUACAUCAUCCUGCUCAAAAUCACUGGGCACAGCCCAGAAUUCUCUAGUCCUUGCACUAACCCUGAAGGAACCAGCUCCACCUUGCUGUUUGACUUGUUCUUCCCUGUGAGUCACAUGAUCCUCGGUCACCUUAGAUUCCAAGAAUAGCAGCUGUGAUAAAAAGGUUUUUGUACCAGGAUAAUAUCAACUUCAUAGAAUGAAUUUGGCAAUGGAUCUUCACUUUCUACAUCAUGGAACAAGUUCUUCAGGGUGGCUUUCCCGAGUCACAAACAGCCGGGCAGGGAAGGGAGAUCAGCAGGCUCAGCCCUGAAAGGUGCAGCACACAAAAUUGAGAGUAAAACUUGGAGAGAGACUUGUUUAAAGAAAGCAGCAAUGGACCUGAUCCCGAACUUUUCCAUGGAAACCUGGAUGCUCCUGGCUACCAGCCUGGUCCUUCUCUACUUAUAUGGAACUCAUUCACAUGGAAUUUUUAAAAAGUUGGGAAUUCCUGGGCCAAAACCUCUGCCUUUCUUGGGGACGAUUCUUGCUUACCAGAAGGGAUUCUGGGAAUGUGACAUACAAUGUCAUAAAAAAUAUGGGAAAAUAUGGGGGUUGUAUGACGGUCGACAGCCUGUGCUGGCUAUCACAGAUCCAGACAUAAUCAAAACAGUGCUGGUGAAGGAAUGUUACUCUACCUUCACAAACCGGCGGAGCUUUGGUCCAGUGGGGAUUUUGAAAAAGGCCAUCUCUAUCUCUGAGAAUGAAGAAUGGAAGAGAAUCCGAGCCCUGCUGUCUCCAACCUUCACAAGUGGGAAGCUCAAGGAGAUGUUCCCCAUCAUUAACCAGUUUACAGAUGUGUUGGUGAGAAACAUGAGGCAGGGAUUAGGAGAAGGAAAGCCCACAAGCGUGAAAGACAUCUUUGGGGCCUACAGCAUGGAUGUGAUCACAGCCACCUCAUUUGGAGUGAAUAUUGAUUCCCUCAACAACCCACAGGAUCCUUUUGUGGAAAAAAUCAAGAAGCUCUUAAAAUUUGAUAUCUUUGACCCACUGUUCCUCUCAGUGACACUCUUUCCAUUCCUUACCCCAGUGUUUGAUGCACUAAAUGUCUCCUUGUUCCCAAGAGAUGUCAUAAGCUUUUUUAAAACUUCAGUAGAACGAAUGAAAGAGAAUCGCAUGAAACAGAAAGAAAAGCAAAGAGUGGAUUUUCUUCAGCUGAUGAUAAACUCCCAGAAUUACAAAACCAAAGAAUCGCAUAAAGCAUUAUCCGAUGUGGAGAUUGUGGCUCAGUCAGUUAUCUUUAUUUUUGCUGGCUAUGAGACCACAAGCAGUGCUCUUUCCUUUGCACUGUAUUUGCUGGCCAUUCACCCUGAUGUACAGAAGAAACUUCAGGAUGAAAUCGAUGCAGCUCUGCCCAAUAAGGCACCUGCCACCUAUGAUACCCUGCUACAGAUGGAGUAUCUAGACAUGGUGGUGAAUGAAACUCUCAGAUUAUAUCCAAUCGCUGGAAGGCUUGAGAGGGUCUGUAAGACAGACGUUGAAAUCAAUGGCGUAUUCAUUCCCAAAGGGACUGUGGUGAUUAUCCCAACCUUUGCUCUCCACAAAGACCCGAAGUACUGGCCAGAGCCUGAGGAAUUCCGCCCUGAAAGGUUCAGCAAGAAGAAUCAGGACAGCAUCAAUCCUUACACGUACCUGCCCUUUGGGAGUGGACCAAGGAACUGCAUUGGCAUGAGGUUUGCUCUCAUAAACGUGAAAGUUGCUCUUGUCAGAGUCCUGCAGAACUUCACUGUCCAGCCUUGUAAGGAAACUGAGAUCCCUUUAAAAUUAAGCAAACAAGGACUUCUUCAACCAGAAAACCCACUCCUUCUAAAAGUUGUGUCCAGAGAUGAGACUGUAAGUGGAGUUUGAUGUAUAAUGGUCUGUUAUGAUGUUGCAGCCUGUGGACCAGAAACCAAUUCAUAUUGUGAAUGGAUCCAGAGAUAAAGAUUGCAAUCAUUUUGUGCACUCCUGAAGGAUUCUGGGUGUUCUUUGAACUUGCUCAGUCUCUGUGAAAGUUAUCUUCUGUUGAACAUAAGGAUGUAAUGACACAAAUCCAAGAUAAAGAUAUCCAACUCCCUGGUUCUUGUGGGGCUGCCUAUGUUCGCUUCAUGGUUACUACUAAAUACCCAGAUUUCUGAUGAGAAAAUAAACACCAAUUACUAGUUUUAUUUCUGAAAA